Anolis sagrei ordinatus is the source of this 799-nucleotide messenger RNA. NCBI's taxonomy places the organism in Eukaryota, Metazoa, Chordata, Lepidosauria, Squamata, Anolidae. The record is from RefSeq and is a predicted model, not a curated record.
AGCAAUUUCACAGUUAUAUUUAACCAAACUCACACAUGAUCCAUGUACUAUUUGCCUCAGCUUCAGUGCUCACACCAAAGAUUUAGAGUCUAGCUUUCCAUAAGGACUGAUAAACAAAAUCAGAAGGUGCUAUGAAGACCCUUUGCAGCUUCUUGCUUUUGAGUGCUUUAGUCCUUUGCGUAAUGUUGCCACCUGCAAGUCUGGAAGUGCAAUCAGGUAAGUACAAGAUAUGCCCAAAACAAAAUAAUUGCAAAUGUCUUAAUUGUCAACCAGAUAGAUGCAGAAAUGAUUUUUCAUGUGAAGGAAAACAGAAAUGUUGUUCCUCUUGCUGUGGAAAGAGCUGUAUGAAUCCAGAACAAGUGAGACCUGGGAAAUGUCCUCCUGUUAUCCUCAUAGGGUGUGUCAAACCUCAGAGAGAUAGAUGUUCGAAAGAUGCAGACUGCCCACAGCCAAUGAAAUGCUGUUAUAAACCCUGUUCACGUCAUUGUAUGGAUGUUAGAAAAGGAUAAACUAAUAGCUUGACAUGGACCCAUGGUAAUCAUGCCUUGCACAACCAUCCAUUGCUUACCUCUGUUGGCUUAACGAAGGAUUCGUUGAUGGUUUAAAUUUACGAUUGUGUUUACUGAAUUGUAUUUCUUUUGCUAUCAUUUAAUUGAGCUUUUGAGUGUUUUAACUGAGUUUUUAGAUCUCAACUGAGCCAAAGUUUCUAAGCCUGAACUUUAAAAAGCAUGCUUAUGUGAUUGGCUUCCAAAUAAAGAGCUUUUAGCAUGUAUUUAUCAUAUCUUAAGUUUCAUGGGAA